ACGGCUGCGUUGCACACGUAGUCUUCCACUGCCUCCCAGGCAGCAACUUUCUUGUUGAACCAGCCGCUAACCCUCGCCACGCUUACGAGGCUCGAAUCCACGAUCGCUCUCAACACCACUUCAGUGUGGUUGUGUGUGACGCCCAUCAGCAAACAGCAUCCCUAAAACCGGUGCACCUACCUAGGUCAACAAGAUAAAAAAAAUGGAUCUUCCACCCGGGCCUCUUCCACUCAGCGAAGCCGACUUCCUUGACUUCAUUUUUAACUACUUCAAAGCCGAAUACGCCCCCAUCAGAUGGAUCUUCGCCUCCACGGCCGAUGCGGUGCCUCUUCAGGCAAAGCGCUUUCUCGCCAUGGGGGACCACCUCUCCCCGACCUCCUUCCGCCCUGCUGACCCGCGCGCACACGCAGACCUCCAGUCUCUCGAGUACUGCAUCCGGAAAUGGAAUCUGGACGCCGCUUUCGUGAAGGGCAUCGUCGUGCGGUACGCAAAGUACCGGGUGCACGAGCGCCUCGAAAAGAAGCUGUAUGAAUGCUUACGCGGAGACUUGAUGGUACGCAAAGCGCUGAAAGAGAAAGCGCUAAUCGACCGCCUCUGGCCAUCUCCAGCCCCGGCGAACUUGCCCAAGGAGCUGCUGCAGCAAGGUGUUCAGGUUCGCCAGUGGUACGGGUACAUGUUCUUCAAGUACUUCCGCCUGCUGCGGGCCGAGGACGACUUCUCGUUCAGGCCGGAGGUCGCGCAGGCGCUGAAGAGCGCGGGGACGCUGAUGCUGGUGCCGUUCGCGGAGCAUAUUUCUGCUGGACCCGUGGAACCUAUCAGAGCGAUUAUGGCAAAUGGGGCGAGCUUUGUGAAUGCGCCGAAGAGCAGGAAUAGGGAGAGGGAGGCGAGAGGGUUUGGGGAGCCGGAGAAGUUUGAGAUCAGGUUUGAGACGCCCGGGGAUGUGCAGAAUACGGUUGCGAGGAGCGUAGUGCGGCAGUGUCGGUGUCUGAAGUGCGGGACGCUGAGAGAUGUGCAGGUUGCGGUGUUGAUCGAUCCGACACCUGGAGGUGUAGCACCACAGGGGUCACAGGGGACGCAGAGGAGGCCAAGUAAUCCGAAUACGUCGGCACCAAGAAGAAGCAAUCCGUCGAAGACUAGCCAGCGGUAUACGCCUGGGUACGACAUGCCUGGUCCGCAGGAGUCAGCACAGCGACAGGCACUCCCGCCGCAAGUGGAGCUCCAUAACGCGAGUCCGGGCGUUCGGUCGCCUUCAUCCGUUCAGAAGAAACAGUGCCCAGCAUGCACGUUUCUGAAUCACCCUGAGCUCAAAGCCUGUGAGAUGUGUCAGAGUCCCCUACCGGAGACGCUGACAACGAAGCCGGCUAGCCCAGUACAACGGCACACGAAGCCAGCACAUGCGCACUCAGUAUCACUACCAGCAAAUUCGCGUGCUGAACAGAUGAAGAAGGAUGAGCGGCCUGGACUUUUGGACAAGGUGAAUAGAUACAGUCUCGGUCUCGGCUCAUCGCUGUACUCCCUCGCGCCUUUCAGUGUCGCGCAGCAACAGCAACAGCAACAGCAGGCGACAGACCAAGCUCCACCCCCGGCUUCCAACGAACCACGCGUCAACGGACCUCUUCCGGGCGCACCAAGCGGCUCAGAUGUACCUCAGGAAGCGGAGACGCAGACGGCAGCGCCCUUAGUCCCGCACCGCGAUCGCAACGUCUCACCCCCAGCGCCCGCCCAAGCACAAACGAAUGAAGAAGAACAAGCACCCCCAACAACGCCCCCACCACUUUCCUGCCCAGAACCCUCCAACUUCCCCGAAAUGACCCUAAUGCCUCUAACCCCGCCGCCCAUCUCCACUUCUUCCCUCCGCCGCCCCACACCCCUUGGUCUCCCUCAGAACCUUAUGGAUGACUACGUCCCCGUUUCGCCGCCUGUAGCGCACACUGCAGGGAAUGAAGACGAUGCUGGGUGGGGCGCGGGGUGGGGCGAGGUUAGCAGGGAGCAGGUUAGGGAUAAUGAGCAGGAGGAAGACGAGGAGAAAGAUAAGGGGAUAGGGAUGGUGGAUUUGGACGAGGUAGCGAGGGAGGAGAUGGGUGUUUGGGGGGAAAGGGAGGAUGAGUGAGGGGAAUGAACGUCUGGGGAGCGGAGACGAGGUGAGAUGGCCUUACACAUUUGGAUUCUACGAGGAAAAUCUGCAUAUCCUGAGCGCGGAGAGGGCGGCGAUUCCGGCAUUUACAAACCAUGCGGUGAGGUCUUUGGAGCUCGGACUCCAAUUCUACUUGAUAUUUUGAUAAUCGCCCAGGAUUCAAGCUCUUAGUUUUGUUUUACGCAAUGAUAUGUCGUGCUACCCUAGCUACAUGUCCCAAAUAUAUUCGUUCAC
Molecule: messenger RNA, 2368 nt
Organism: Paraphaeosphaeria sporulosa
Lineage: Eukaryota; Fungi; Ascomycota; Dothideomycetes; Pleosporales; Didymosphaeriaceae
Exons: 1
Coding region: 203-2110 (635 amino acids)
Source: RefSeq, a predicted model, not a curated record